Messenger RNA from Entrophospora sp. SA101, 390 nucleotides. The record is from the annotation of a GenBank genome assembly. Lineage: Eukaryota; Fungi; Glomeromycota; Glomeromycetes; Entrophosporales; Entrophosporaceae.
AUGGAUAAACAAAAGCACGAAGUAGGCAAUAGCAUCAAUAACUCUUUUCCUCAAAGCGGAAUUAGUUUAAUGCCUGGGCCAAUAACCUCAUUACCACCUGACCAAGAAAAAAUAUUUAGAGCCGAAGAAGAAAGAAGUAAAAAUAAAAAAAUUGGUGAAGAGACUGGAACGACCGAAGAGACUGAAAUUGAUUUAUCUGACGGUGGAAAAAUCAAAGAAUAUGAACAACCAAGUUAUACAAGUGGAACCAAAAACGAGGCAAUUGGCAUAGCAAUGGGCAAAGAUCAUAUUAAAAAUUCAGGAAAGGAAGAGAAAAAAGCGGGUGAAGAUGAAUUGAAAAGAACUAAAGCAGAAGAUAAUAUAGAACAAAAAUUUGAGAUUCUUGAAUAA